Molecule: messenger RNA, 155 nt
Organism: Sphenostylis stenocarpa
Lineage: Eukaryota; Viridiplantae; Streptophyta; Magnoliopsida; Fabales; Fabaceae
Source: the annotation of a GenBank genome assembly
GAAAAUUGAGAGUGGUGUUAAUGAAAAGGAGAAGUCUUGUACACUACCAACAAAUAUGCAUGAACUGACGAAUGUAUGGAUGACAAGGAAUGAGCAUGUUGAUAAACAAGUUCAACAAAAUAUUGUGAACGGAGAAACUCCAUUUAGAGUUGAAG